This is a messenger RNA of Nerophis lumbriciformis (worm pipefish), 2589 nucleotides long. Lineage: Eukaryota; Metazoa; Chordata; Actinopteri; Syngnathiformes; Syngnathidae. The record is from RefSeq and is a predicted model, not a curated record.
AUGAGCUAUUCCAAUCCCGAUUCAAAGGGUCUUGACCCGGCCGUGCUGAGAGACCGGCUUUUCGAACACUGGCGCAGAAACGAUCUGCAGACGUUCCAUUUGGAAGCGCAGGAGGGAUUUUCAGAGCUGAACGAACCCCUCGACGCCUUCCUAACGAUCUUAGAAGGCUCUCCGACAAAACAGAAGGCCAGGGGCCACACACUGGUGGCACUGGUAUUCAAGGAAUUCCAGAGAUGGCUUCGGGAACACCCGCAGGUUUCGUUGACUUCACUUCCAGAGCAGCAAGCGACGGCCCUCAAGCAUCGUGCGCUUUCCCUUCUUAGCGACACUCAGACUAACUUUGUGGAAGGUAUCAUAAAUAUCUACCAACUGACCUCCCUGGACCCAGCUACCCUGCGACUGCACAUCAUGAAGUUGCUGGCCCUCAAAUACCACAAGGAGGCGGCAGUGCUCGGUAUGAGGCUGAAUUUGCAGAAUGAACUCAAUGUGGAGGAGGUAUGCGUGCCGCUCAUCUUUCAGGAUAAGUUGUCCCUAGCUGAGAGCUUUGUCAAGGGACACGUUCAUCUACAACAGCAACUGGUCUCUCUACUGGACUCGUGGUGCCACCCCGACUUCUCGGUGAAAGACAUGAUGAGCAAGCGCUUUCCUCACCUUCCCAUGUCCAGACAAAGUCUCGCUCAUAUCCAGCCCAAAAUGCUGACCAAACAUGUAUUUCGGCUUGCGGAGAAAUUCCACGUUGACCAACGGUUGUGUCCCAACGCCUUACGCAAGAGGAGACGGGAUACACUUCGGUUCCUCAUGUUCAAGAGAUUUGUAGAGAAAAGCAUGACAGAGGAGAAUUGGAGUGAUCACGUUCAGACCGUACUGGCGGAUGACCUUGAGCUCCAAAUUCUGUUGGUGGAGAUGUUGCUGAACUACGGCGGACUUGAAAAAGCAGCUCAAUGGUCACGGAGAUACAGCCUUCCCCGGCACAGACUGCCUUAUGGAGUCUGGAAUGCCCAGCGGAGUUUAUCACCCGAGUUACAAUACCCGAGCAAUUUGACAGGCAAUGAGGAGUGGAUGCCAUCCGGGCCUGACGGUGAGAAAUUCUACCAGGUACCUCUCGCCAAAGAGAAUGUUCAGCAUGUGGACACCCCGGAAGCACUUCAAAGUUGUCGUGACAUUCUCCUCAAGGAAGGUGUUGUAGUAGGAGUUGAUAUGGAGUGGCAACCCACAUUUGGCUGUGUCUCCACGGCGCAGAAACUUGCCCUGAUACAGCUGGCUACUUUUGACGCCGUUUUCCUAAUAGACCUGUGCGCAAAUGGAUUUUGUCAACAUCCAGAGACAAUUACGUUCAUUCGAAGUUUAUUCUCUCGACAAAAUGUCCUUAAAGUGGGUUACGGCAUGGCUGGAGAUCUCAAGUGUCUCAUGUGCACCUGGCCCCAAUUAGUGGAGGAGCCAUUGAAAAUAGAAGGGAUGCUGGAUCUUCUUAAUGUACACCGAAAGAUCCAGUGUAGCAAGGUGAAGAGUUCCCGGCGCGGCCCGAGAGAGGUGCUGGUCGGAGAGGACUCGUCGGAGAAAGGCCUUAGUCUGUUAGUGCAACAGGUCCUGGGAAAGGCCCUGGACAAGACGGAGCAAAUGUCCAACUGGGAGAAGCGGCCUCUGCGCGUUAGCCAAAUCAGAUAUGCAGCGACCGAUGCUUACUGUUUAUUGGAUGUAUAUUCUGCCCUCUCUGUUAACCCGACCGACUUCGGCCUUCCGAGUGAUCUACGCGCCAUCUCGAUAAGACAAGAUGAGAAGAAUGGCGUUUCGAAGCAGAAGGAAAAAAAUAACAAGAAAAUGAAAGAGGAAUGUCAGGGGGCUCAAUGGGUCGGUCCCCCUCGCUCCGGCCUCCUGCGCGGUGGCAAGGAUAGCCCCGAAGACCCCCCUCUGGCCCCCCAGCAGUUGCGGGUCGUGUGUGACAACAUGCUGCAAGGCCUCGGGAGGUACUUGCGCUGUUUAGGAGUCGAUGUGGUGAUUUUGGAGAAUACUGACGACCACAGAAUAGCCGCAAAGUUAGCACAAGAUGAGUAUCGUAUUAUACUCACAUGUGGACAACCGUACCAGACUUUGAGGUCUCAGGUGGGCGAAGGCCGCUGUCUGUCCCUGGACUGCUCGGAAAAAGCCCGAGACCAAGCUAUUCGAGUGCUCAAACACUUCAAUGUCCGGCCAACUACUUGUGAUGUAUUUAGCCGCUGCCAGGCAUGUAACAGUGAUCAAUAUCUGGCACUAUCCAGGCAUGACAUUAUCAGGAUGCUUAAACAGAAAGGAUUUCUGCAAGCGACGACAGCGACUGAGGAGGAACCACUUGAGGCGCUCCAACUUCCCAGGUAUGGUCCUCAGUGUCACUGGGCCUCUCUAGCCGAUCUGGACCCCGUGACUCUCAGCUUUCCCGGGGGGGCACCCGUACAGCUUCACACCAUACCGUUGACCCUGGUGCCCAGGGUAGCGCACUAUUUUGUCUGUACGCGAUGUGGAAAGGUGUUCUGGGAGGGCUCUCACUUUGGCCGCGUUCUUUCCAUGUUUCAAGAGAUCUUUCGUAUUACAGAAGAAGGCACAGAAUCAACUUAA